Molecule: messenger RNA, 777 nt
Organism: Ficedula albicollis (Collared flycatcher)
Lineage: Eukaryota; Metazoa; Chordata; Aves; Passeriformes; Muscicapidae
Gene: PRADC1
Product: protease-associated domain containing 1
Exons: 6
Source: RefSeq, a predicted model, not a curated record
CCCGCUGCUGCUGCCCUGCCCGCGGUGAGUGAGGGACGGGGGACAGAGGGACAGAGGGACAGAGGGCCGGACGGAGCGGGGACAGCGGCCGGACCCGCACACACCCCGAACAUCCCGGCCCGGCCUCCUUCCCGCUGGGCGCACCCUGAUCCCGGUUUACGCAUCCAUGAAUAUUUGUAUUUCCAAGUGCUGAGUCCUGGAGACAUCCGCUACAUCUUCACUGCCACCCCAGCCAAGGAUUUCGGUGGCGUGUUUAACACAAGGUACGACCAGAUCCACCUGGUCCCAGCGGAUCCCCCGGAGGCCUGUGGAGAGCUGAACAAUGGGGUCUUCAUCCAGGACCAGAUCGCCUUGGUGGAGAGGGGGGGCUGCUCCUUCCUGUCCAAGACACGCGUGAUCCAGGAGCACGGCGGGCGGGCGGUGAUCAUCGCCGACAACGCCUACGACAACGACAGCUUCUACAUCGAGAUGAUCCAGGACAGCUCCCGGCGCACGGCCGACAUCCCCGCGCUCUUCCUGCUGGGCAGGGACGGGUACAUGAUCAGGCGCUCCCUGGAGCAGCACGGGCUCCCCUGGGCCGUCAUCUCCAUUCCUGUCAACGUCACCAGCAUUCCCACCUACGAGAUGCAGCAGCCCCCCUGGACCUUCUGUGUGGGGUACAUGAUCAGGCGCUCCCUGGAGCAGCACGGGCUCCCCUGGGCCGUCAUCUCCAUUCCUGUCAACGUCACCAGCAUUCCCACCUACGAGAUGCAGCAGCCCCCCUGGACCUUCUGGUAG